CAUAUGGACAGCAUCAUGCUCUUCACCCUGCUGGGACUAUGUGUGGGGCUGGCAGCUGGCACCCAGGAUGAAGUGCUGACGAACUUCGACUUAAGCAAGUUUUCAGGAUUCUGGUACGAGAUUGCCUUUGCCUCCAAGAUGGGUACACAUGCCUCAGCGCACAAGGAAGAGAAGAUGGGAGCCAUGAUGGUUCAUCUGGAGGAGAACCUUCUGGCCCUGACCACCACCUAUUACAAUGAGGACCGCUGUGUGCUGGAGAAAGUCGGGGCUGCUCAGGCAGACCAGCCGGGGAAGUUCAAGGUCACCAGAGUAGCAGGAACCAAAGAAGUUGUUGUUGUGGCCACUGAUUACAAGACUUAUGCCAUCAUGGAUAUCACUUUUCCAGUGGCUGAUGCAGUCUACCGGGCCAUGAAACUGUACAGCCGGAGCCUGGACCACAAUGAGGAAGCCCUGAGCAAGUUCCAGAAGAAAGCCUUGGAGUAUGGAUUUUCGGCAACAGAUAUACACAUUCUCAAGCACGACUUAACCUGUGUGAGCACACUGAAAUCGGUGAGUCCCUAA
Molecule: messenger RNA, 561 nt
Organism: Psammomys obesus (fat sand rat)
Lineage: Eukaryota; Metazoa; Chordata; Mammalia; Rodentia; Muridae
Product: epididymal-specific lipocalin-5-like
Exons: 6
Coding region: 4-561 (185 amino acids)
Molecular function (GO): small molecule binding
Source: RefSeq, a predicted model, not a curated record